This is a messenger RNA of Orussus abietinus, 652 nucleotides long. RefSeq lists its product as uncharacterized. Lineage: Eukaryota; Metazoa; Arthropoda; Insecta; Hymenoptera; Orussidae. The transcript is spliced from 4 exons. The record is from RefSeq and is a predicted model, not a curated record. Bases 89 to 652 code for a protein of 187 amino acids.
UUUGGCUACAGAUCGCUACGGAUUGAUUGUGGAAAAUACCUAGAGUCAGUGUUAACAUAUUUCCAAGGAUAUCAUCAAGAUAAAAGCCAUGGACAAUCUGCUUCUCUCCGCUGCAUCAAAUCAUCAGAAUUUGUCAGAGUCUCGAUCAGAAGAGACUCGCUCCGAUACUGAAACGUGUAACGACAAAAUCAAGGAAAAUUCUGGAAACGGUCCGAGUCCAGAGGGGAACGUCACCGGUCCAAGAAAAUUGUUUAAAGAGCUAUAUCACGGGAAAGUUACUCUCUCCUUCCCAGAUGAAACAUGGGGCAUUCACAGGAAUCGACUUCCAAACAAAUCGGUUAUCAUCUCGCAGGCUAAACUUCUUGAUCAACUGGAACCCCCGCAAUACAUAAAGCAAAUCAUAUUCCGGGAUGACAUGAGAUUCAGUGUAUUUUUGUACAGUAGAGUAUUCGUCGAUGCGAGUGAAUGGAAAAUUCCAGAGACAUUCGAGGAGUUGGGGCUGUAUGUAUGUACACGAGGAAGCCAUUCAUGCCCGCCAGUGUACCCGUACGGGGCAGUAUUCGAAGGAGGAGGCUCAACCAAUCACGGAUAUUUGGUUCCACUCCCACCACUAAUCCCCGAGGUCCAAAUCGAGGCCCAUGUUAUAAAUUAA